CGCGAGCGAGGUGUGUAAUUGAGAAAAGGUGAGAACAGAGCGGAGCUGCACAGGUAAACGUUUGACAGGUGGAUUGAAAAGCCGCGCCACGCACCUUGCGCUCUCGCCAUGGGCUCCGCGCCGCACGGCCUGCGGUCCAAAGGUCCCCUGCUUGCUUGGGGAGUUUGAAUCCGCUGGCUGUGCUUCCAGCGUCAAGAAAUCCUGUUUUUUUUUUCCUGGCGUUUGCUCGCGCUAAGGUGAGGUGCGUAGAGCUGGGUCAGGUAGACUACACGCUCUCUACUUCGCGACCUGAAUUUCAAGUUUGACUUGUGGUGAGGCGGACAAGCGUUGGAGUUCCAGGGGAUUUUAAAGAAGACCGAUUUGUUUCUUUACAAUAAUAACCUACAAAAUAACAAGAAACCCUGGAGUGCUGAGAAGAUUUUGGAUGUAUAAAGUAGGGGGGAAAAAGCAGUCGCUAUGAAUCACCCAAGGCCGGGAGGCGCAGCUGUUGGCCGGACUGAGGGGCUUCUUCUCCUCUUCUUUUCGGCGGGACUGUUCGUCCCAGCUCUAGCAAACUUUGUGGAGCCCUCAUCACAAUUCUCCACCUUUUCUGCUGUUCAAGAAGAGACAGCUUAUCUGCCAUGCAAGUUUGAACCUCAUCCAGGUCAAAAUAUCCAGCAGGUCUCCUGGUUUAGAGUGGAAACUGAGAAUAGUAAGGUUACUACAAAGGAGCAGAUCAUCUUGUUUCAUCAUCAAUUUGGCCAAGAAGUGUUUGAGCCUUAUGUUGGAAAAGCAAGUCUAGAAAAAGCCAGAGAGUCCUUGAAUGAUGCCACUCUUCAGCUCAGAAAGGUGGAGGUUAAAGAUGAGGGACAGUACCUGUGUCAGGUGGUAACUUUCCCAUCUGGCAACUUUGACAUAAUCAUGAAGCUCAAUGUUCUAAUAUCUCCAGUUUCCAGCUUGGAUCCCACUUUGCCUCCUCUAACUGAAGGAUCUGGGAUUGUUGUUGUAGCGACUUGUACUUCUUGGGGUCGUCCUAAUCCUCUUCUCUCUUGGGAUACAAAGCUUAAUGGUGCAGUUGAAACCAGUAUUGCAGCUGGAGGAAAAGUAACAACAAAGUACUCUGUACAGCCCAACCGAGCUAUGAAUGGGAAACAGCUGGACUGCCUGAUCUCACACCCGAGUUUUCCAGAACCUCGAAGGAUUAAGUACAAUCUUGUUGUUCACUAUGCUCCUGAUGUGAAGCUUGAAGUCCAGCCAGACGACUGGUACUUGGGCAUGGAGGGAGCUUCAUUGAAAUGUAUUGGUACAGGAAAUCCUAACCCACACAAUUUCACUUGGAGCUGGGACAAUGGUGACCUCCCAGAUGGUGUAAAAGUAGACAAUGACACUCUGAAGUUCACACGACCACUGUUGCCCACUGAUGCCGGACGCUACCACUGUCAUGCAGAGAACAGAGCAGGUUCUGGGACCAUUUUUCGGCAGAUAAAUGUGGCAGUAUCUUCUGCAACAAAGGCUGACUUCAUCUCUUUGUCCAUCAUUGCUGCAGCAGUCAUUACAGCUGUCCUGCUGCUAGUUCUGUUCAUUUCUGUGUUUCUACUGAACCGCUAUCACAAGAGGAAAAACAAGAAGUUGGAGAUGGAACUGAACUCAAAGAAUGAUGAGCUCUCCAACAUUUCAAGACAAACCUCGGUUAGAAGGCUGAACUCCAUAGGCACAGACCCCAGGUCACAGAAUGAUGAUCCUCUCAUUGGGCACGUGGACAGUGCAAUGAGAAGCAGCAUGUCUUCUCUGGGGGAGAAUACCACCCACUAUCGAGACAGCCGUUCCACUGUAUCUGCAGGCCGAGGGUCAGACCUAGUGGGUCGCUCCCCCACUGCACCCCUUCUAAAGAAUGAAGAUGACAGGGAGCAAGAAGAAAACCUUCACAACAUUAAGAAAUGUGGAGAACCUCUGAUUCGGCACUGCCAGAGUCGCUCAUCUUUUGGGGAUUGUUGCUUGCACCCCCCCCUUCACCCAUAUGCAGUUGGAAAUGAGCAAAGAAGUAACCGAAUGAUUGAUCAGAUCUGUGAACAGGAGAGGCAGCAAGAAAUCCUCAUUCAAAGCUCUUCUGAGCUUUCCAAAUUGAAUGAAGAAGGAUUUGUAAGAAAUAGUCACACUAGAGUCUCUCUUGGGGAUCCCCGUACACAGCGGCCUGCUCACCCUUCCCUUAUGAGAAAUGGAAAGCCCCCACUUUAUUCAUAUGGGAAACCAGAACGUCGCUCAAUGGACAAUCUUGAUGACAAUAACUACAGCCAACAACUGCAUGUGGAGACCUUCCAGCGGAACUCCCAUGGUCGCUAUUCAUUAAGGGAACAGUCCUUACCUCCUCCUCUAUACCCAACCCUACUGAGAAACAAGAAGCCAGGAAACUUGCAAAAUGAAAGGGCAAAAAAAAUGCAACAGUCUCAAGACAGUCUGGGGCCUGAGUAUUCAUAUGAGGAAACCAGUGAGGAAGGUGAUAAGGAGAAAGUUGAUGACCGGGAAACCGAGAGUUCUGGAAUCUCCGAGACAUUCACUAGCCACUUUCAUAUUGACAAUGGGACACUUCGACCUAAAACAGAAGCAAAUGGCAUGAUCCUCCCUCAAAGGGGUCAUCUAGUGUGAAAUGCCCCCACUUUAUAGUAGACUGUAAAAACUAUGGCAGCAUCCAUGAGAAAUGGUGAACUUUUUUUGGCUUUUGAAGCCUGACAAAGUAACGGUGGUGAAGUGCGGAAGGCAUUGUUUUAAACAAAUCUGAACCUGCUGAAAUGUAUAAAUUAAAAUGCAUUGUGGCUGCCAACUUGCCUAACUAUUAUUGAACUUGGCUCACCUGUACAGAUGAAUGAUGAACUUGGAUUUUUACAUUGAACUUAUGUGAAACUGAGCUUUUUGGUUUUUUUGCAGGAAAUGGAACAUAGGCUCCAAAUACACAGUGUUAUAUUUUUGAAUUUUCCCCAAUGGCCUUUUGUUUAAUGCUGCAAAAAAUCAGUAGUAUGACUCUCUAUAUGGUAUGUAAAUAUUCACAGCAAGAGAAUACAAAAUUUGUUUGGUAUUUUUUCACUGUGAUUUGUAUUAAGGCUUUAACUUCAACCAUAUAAAUAUAUAUAUAUAUAUAUAUAUAUAUAUAUAUAUAUAUAUAUAUAAAGUUCAGUUCUUUUCCAUCUGAUAUGCAGAACCGUAGGCCAUUCAGAAAUUUCCCAUAAGAUGAAUGUAUAUGAAAACUGUCUUAUUGUGUAGAAUGGUUUAACAGUAGGUGUAGGCUUUUUGUAAGGGAUGAGCUGGGAUAGGGUGUGUUUUGGGGGUGGGGGGGUGGUGCUUCUAUUGCUAAAGUCUUCAAUGUGAAAUUGUAGCCUGCCUCUGUUUUUACGUUUGUCCGCAGGCCUAAGAAGUGCCGAUGUCAAGCACAUAAAGGAUCUAACUGAAUUUAAAGAUAUCAGGCUUUGUAUGUUUAAUGAGUUUCAGGUAUAGAAAGAGGAAGUGUUCCUUACUAUACACCAGAAAAUAUUUUAUUUAUUUAUUUUUUAUUUUUUUUUUUGCUACUUGGCCACAUUUAUACAGAACAAACAUAUUUAAAAUGUCAUCUUUUUAUUAGUGAGUAGCUUGAACUUGAGGGUUCCCACCCUCUGAAGGAAACAGAAUAAAAUGGCCUUGGUCUUGUACAAACUUAAUUUGUGACUGUAGAAAAAUAUUUACUCAUUAAAAUUUCUGUUUGUCAUUGGGGGUUUACCAUAAAUGUUAAGAAGUCUUUACUAAAACACUCACAAUUAUGUUGGAAAAACAGAUGGCACGAUAGAAACACAGGAUACCUUUGGCUAUCAUAAAUUUUAGACCAAAUCUUUACUAAUCAGUAGCCCAGUGUUUUAAUUUAUCUGUCUGUCCAACCAUCCAUUUAUUGCAGUUCAUUGCUGGGAUGCUGGGCCUAAGCAAAUCGGCACCAAUUCUUUUCAGGCACCAUUAUAUAGUGUGAUCAUCUUGACACACCUAGACACUCACACAACAUACUUGCUUGCUUAAGGCCAAUUUAGGGAUAUUAGUUAACCAGACUGGGCAUCCAGCAUGUUCAAGGGUUAUUUCUUUGUGCUGAAGUGAAGCUUGUUCUCUUAUUGUAUUAAAAUAACUAAAUAAGUGGCUGAAAGGUUGUUGCAUGAAGAUUCCUCACCCAGCAUUUUUUAAAAUGAGAGCAGAUGAACAAUUUAUAAAGAUCAAAUUUGGUUCCACAAUUUUAUUUAAUAAAUGAACAGAAAGACUG
Molecule: messenger RNA, 4246 nt
Organism: Polypterus senegalus (gray bichir)
Lineage: Eukaryota; Metazoa; Chordata; Cladistia; Polypteriformes; Polypteridae
Product: nectin-4-like
Exons: 13
Coding region: 457-2622 (721 amino acids)
Biological process (GO): heterophilic cell-cell adhesion; homophilic cell-cell adhesion
Cellular component (GO): adherens junction
Source: RefSeq, a predicted model, not a curated record